AUGGAUGUUUUACUCUCACUUCCUAUCGUGUCAUACUUCUUCUCAACCUCCCUUACAUCAUGGUCAACCUCACUCAACCUGCUCUUUUUCUACAUGACCUGGACAACCCUCGUGCUGAGCCACUCCCCCUUAAAGAUCGAGCUUGUCGGCACCACCGCCCUGCGCAUCGUCCUCUGGCUGGUCCCAUCUCUGCUCUUCCUCGCAUUCGACACCCUCUUGCCCUCGCUGUCGGGAAACAUCAAGCAGAACGGAUCUUCAGCACUCCCGCCACGCGAUGCUUAUUCUCUUGUCAGCCUCACCGGCCUCGCUCUCUUUAACCUCGCUCUUGAGACCGCAGUCGAGGCAGCCGCCUCCCUCGGCCUGUCAACCCUCCUCGGAGGCCCCAUCUUCCGCACCUCAACAACUCUCCCCCUCCCAUGGCAAAUGAUUAAGCACCUCGCCCUGCUCUUCACCGCCCGCGAGAUCCUCACCUACUACAUUCACCGCUAUCUCCUCCACGGCCACCAUCCCCCGUCCUCCCUUUCACCCCUCUCCAAACGCAACAACCCUCCCACCAAGCGUAAACGAAACAACCCCUUACCCACCACUACCCUCCACACCCGCUAUGCCCACGCCCACCACACAACAACGACACCAUCCUCCCUCCUCCUCAAAACAGACCACCCCCUCCCGUACCUCCUCCACCGCUUCGCGCCGCUCUACCUCCCCGCCCUGGCCCUGCACUUUUGGAGCUUACACAUGCUCACCUUCCUCGUCUAUGUCGCGCUCGCCACGCUCGAGGAGACGCUCUCCAUGAGCGGGUACAGGGUCGUCCCGGGAAUCCUGAUGGGCGGCAUGGCGCGGCGGACGGCGGUGCACUACGCCAGCGGCGGGAGGGGCAACUUUGGCGGGUGGGGUGUCUUGGACUGGGUGCAUGGGACGGGUGUGGGUGGGAGGCAUGUGGUGGAUGAUUUGAGGGAUGAAACUGGGAAGCAUCGGGUGAAGGAACGGGGCAAAGGGAAGGUUGGAGAGGCGGUUGGGGGUUGA
This is a messenger RNA of Parathielavia appendiculata, 1026 nucleotides long. RefSeq lists its product as uncharacterized. Gene Ontology annotation, molecular function: C-4 methylsterol oxidase activity; iron ion binding. The transcript has a single exon. Bases 1 to 1026 code for a protein of 341 amino acids. The record is from RefSeq and is a predicted model, not a curated record. NCBI's taxonomy places the organism in Eukaryota, Fungi, Ascomycota, Sordariomycetes, Sordariales, Chaetomiaceae. Gene Ontology annotation, biological process: sterol biosynthetic process. Gene Ontology annotation, cellular component: endoplasmic reticulum membrane.